AUGGGAGACCAAUACGGCAAAGGCGCAACAGGAAUGCCGUCUCUUAUGCCACAUCCUCCUCCACCUCCGCCUCCGCUACCUCCGUUUCCACCUCUUCUACAACCUCCACCACCUCCACCGCCUCCUCCACCGCCACCUCCACUGCCUUUUCAACCGCCUCCUCCACCACCCCCUCCACAACAUACGACAAUACCUCCACCUCCGGAUGUACAUCCACCUCCACCUCCACCUCCGGAUGUACAUCCACCACCACCUCUAGGAAGCCCUGGAGAACCUCCGCAUCCGAACAUAGGAGCAGCAGCGGCCUACGAAAACAUUGGCCCAACCUCUGGUAUGCCGGAACCUCCUCCUCCUCCCAUGCCGUUUACUGGUGCCACGGAGUUGGGAUCUAUUAAAGAGCUUGAAAAAGUUAAUGCCAAACCGAAACCAAAGAUGCCAAAAGAGACGAAACAUCGGAACGCGCCUUGCCGCCACGUAUUUUUCACCGCUGUGGGACUAUGGUUUUUCCUCCUGCUAUGGACAUUCUUCCUCUACGCUCAUGCGGUGGAGAUGAUAAACUUGAUGCCGGUGUUCGGCUUCAUGGCUCCGUCUGAUCUAAAUUCCCUGCGAGGGUCCGAAUAG
Messenger RNA from Necator americanus (New World hookworm), 621 nucleotides. RefSeq lists its product as uncharacterized. The record is from RefSeq and is a predicted model, not a curated record. Lineage: Eukaryota; Metazoa; Nematoda; Chromadorea; Rhabditida; Ancylostomatidae. The coding region runs from base 1 to 621 and encodes 206 amino acids. The transcript has 4 exons.